UUUAUAAGCACUGCCGACAAACUCUUUGGACCAAUAACAACCAUUCAAUGCAAUGGAAAACUCAUCAAGAAGACACCUUGGUCCGCGUUCACUUUCAAGAGUGCCGACUGGGAGCGCAUCAACGAUACACAAGAAAUUAUUGCAGACACUAAUAAUAUUCAGCAGUAUUUCUCAUCCGAAAAACAACCUACACUCUGGCAUGCUAUACCCGCCAUUGAGGAGCUUCAGACUGCAUGGGGGGUGAAGCACAAUUUACCAAAGUACGAGAUGUACAAAGGCGCCAUCCAGAAAGGUCUCGACAAGCUCGGUAAGUACUACAAGAAGUUUGACAACAAGCCUGUCUAUGUGCUUGCUCUUGUCCUCCACCCAUACUACAAGCUUGCAUACAUUACAAUGCAGUGGGGUGGUCGUGAAGAGCAGGCAGCGGAGCGUGCUGCAGGGAAUCCAAAUGCUGUUGAUUGGUGCGAUGAGGCACUGAAAGUAGUUGAGUCGACUAUGACAGAAUAUGUGAAGCAUUGA
Molecule: messenger RNA, 519 nt
Organism: Suillus paluster
Lineage: Eukaryota; Fungi; Basidiomycota; Agaricomycetes; Boletales; Suillaceae
Exons: 3
Source: RefSeq, a predicted model, not a curated record